This is a messenger RNA of Rattus rattus (black rat), 1913 nucleotides long. It is a transcript of the gene Memo1, whose product is annotated as mediator of cell motility 1. NCBI's taxonomy places the organism in Eukaryota, Metazoa, Chordata, Mammalia, Rodentia, Muridae. The transcript is spliced from 9 exons. The record is from RefSeq and is a predicted model, not a curated record. Bases 332 to 1225 code for a protein of 297 amino acids.
CUCGGCAGGCGCGCGCGGCGGGGCCAGGGCGGCUCGCGGAAGCAGCCCGGUCAGGGCAGCGGCGGCGACUCUGCGGCCGCGCGGCUCCAGUGAAGCCGCGGUGGGCCUCGUCUUCCGGCGGCCGGCAGAGUUUGUGGUGAUUGUUGCCGCUGCCCGCCCCGGCUGCCAUCUCCUCCUCUUCCUCCUCCUCCUCCUCCUGGGUCGGGCCGGUCCCCUCCCCGCGGCCGCCUCCUCCUGGGCUGGGCCCGCGGCGUCUCGUCCCCUCGCGGAGCCGCCGCCGCCGCCGCCUCCUCAUUCAUCCUCGUGCACCAUAGGCGGCACAGGCUCCAAGAUGUCCAACCGAGUGGUCUGCCGGGAAGCCAGCCACGCCGGGAGCUGGUACACCGCCUCAGGACCUCAGCUGAAUGCCCAGCUAGAAGGUUGGCUUUCACAAGUCCAGUCCACGAAAAGACCUGCUAGGGCCAUCAUUGCACCCCAUGCAGGAUAUACGUACUGUGGGUCUUGUGCUGCCCAUGCUUACAAACAAGUGGAUCCAUCAAUUACCCGGAGAAUUUUCAUCCUUGGGCCCUCCCAUCAUGUGCCCCUGUCUCGAUGUGCACUCUCCAGUGUGGAUAUAUAUAGGACUCCUCUGUAUGACCUUCGUAUUGACCAAAAGAUUUACGGAGAGCUAUGGAAGACAGGAAUGUUUGAACGAAUGUCUCUGCAGACAGAUGAAGAUGAACACAGUAUUGAAAUGCAUUUGCCUUACACAGCUAAAGCCAUGGAAAGCCAUAAAGAUGAGUUUACCAUUAUUCCUGUACUGGUUGGAGCUCUGAGUGAGUCAAAAGAACAGGAAUUCGGAAAACUCUUCAGUAAAUAUCUAGCGGAUCCUAGUAAUCUCUUUGUGGUUUCUUCUGAUUUCUGCCAUUGGGGUCAAAGGUUCCGUUACAGUUACUAUGAUGAAUCCCAGGGGGAGAUUUAUAGAUCCAUUGAACAUCUAGAUAAAAUGGGUAUGAGUAUUAUAGAACAAUUAGAUCCUGUAUCUUUUAGCAAUUAUUUGAAGAAAUAUCAUAAUACUAUAUGUGGGAGACAUCCCAUCGGGGUGUUAUUAAAUGCUAUCACAGAGCUUCAAAAGAGUGGAAUGAAUAUGAGCUUUUCCUUUUUGAAUUAUGCCCAGUCGAGCCAGUGUAGAAGCUGGCAAGACAGUUCAGUCAGUUACGCAGCUGGAGCACUCACGGUCCACUGAAGCUCCGACCCUCAGGGACGCCACCUGCACAGACUCGUACUCUGUCCAGGGUCCAGCCUAGCCUUUACCAAGAUGUUGGUUCUGGUGUGGGGGGAUUCUGAAACCUCAGACUAAUAGAACUCUCUUCUUCUUUUCUAGUAGGUGUAGUCCUCCUUAAUUUCAACUCAUUUUAAAAAAUGCUUUCUAGUUUGGGGCAGUGGAAGGAAGGCUGGAAUCAAAAUAUUUGCCCAAUUGGCACACAGUGACUUGUAAAGCAUUUAGCAUAUCUGAAAUUUGCACUCUUUGCAGACUCAUGCACAUAUAUUCCGCUUUCAGAAUAGUUUUGCAAAUUGUACACAGACAAAGGGUGGAAGCUUUUUAAUAAAAAAUUGCAUUUAUAAAUGAUCUGUAUUAGAAUAUAAGAAAUCUCCAGUUAUAGACAAUUACUACCCAUGUUGUACAACAGAUACCUUCUAUUUUAGUUGCUAAUAAAGGGCUACACAACUCAAAAUAGUCUGAUUUAAACUUAUUGCUUUGUGGUAUAAAUGGAAAUUGUUUUUUUUAUUAAUUCUAUCCCAGAAUUUUUGUUAAAAUGGCAAGCCUCAGCUUCUAUGUAAUAAUGUUAGAAUGUAUUUUAUUUUUACAUUUAUGUGAUUUUUUUUAAAUCACAGAAAUUAUAGUCAUAAAAAUUUAAAGUUAAUUUUCAAAA